Volvox carteri f. nagariensis is the source of this 3140-nucleotide messenger RNA. RefSeq lists its product as uncharacterized. The transcript is spliced from 13 exons. Gene Ontology annotation, molecular function: ATP-dependent protein folding chaperone; ATP binding. The record is from RefSeq and is a predicted model, not a curated record. The coding region runs from base 1 to 1611 and encodes 536 amino acids. NCBI's taxonomy places the organism in Eukaryota, Viridiplantae, Chlorophyta, Chlorophyceae, Chlamydomonadales, Volvocaceae. Gene Ontology annotation, biological process: protein refolding.
AUGGCGCAAACCCAGGUUGUCAAGGUUGCGGGCCGUGCCUUCCAGUCGCGGCCUGCUCGCUCGGCGCGCCGCCUGGUCAUUCGUGCUGCUGAGGCUAAGGAGAUUGUGUUCGACCAGGAGUCGCGCAGGAAGCUGCAAAUCGGUAUCAACAAAGUUGCUGAUGCCGUCGGUGUCACUCUGGGCCCCCGCGGUCGCAACGUGGUGCUGGAGCAAAAGUUUGGCGUGCCCCAGGUCAUCAACGAUGGUGUUUCCAUUGCUCGCGCUAUCGAGCUGAGGGACCCGGUUGAGAACGCUGGCGCUCAGCUGAUCAAGGAGGUGGCAGGUCGUACCAACGAUGCUGCGGGCGAUGGCACCACCACCGCCUCAGUUCUGGCCCGCGAGAUGAUCCACUUCGGUCUGCAGAACGUAGCCGCCAUCUCUGCGGGUAACGAGGACUUCAUUGGCGAGAUGAUUGCGGACGCGCUCGACAAGGUCGGAUCCAACGGCGUGCUGUCCAUCGAGACAUCCAACUCCACCGAGACUGUGGUGGAGGUCCAGGAGGGCAUGGAGAUCGACCGGGGGUACAUCUCUCCGCAGUUCGUCACCAACCAGGAGAGGCUGCUCGUGGAGUACGACAACUGCCGUGUGCUCGUCACGGACCAGAAGAUCGAGUCCAUCCGCGACAUCAUCCCCAUCCUGGAGCAGGUCACCCGCCUGAACCAGCCGCUACUCAUUAUUGCCGAGGACGUUGCGGGUGAGGCGCUCGCCACUCUGGUGGUCAACAAGCUCCGCGGUGUGCUCAACGUUGCGGCCAUCAAGGCCCCUGGUUUCGGAGAGCGCCGUAAGGCCCUCCUGCAGGACAUUGCCAUUGUCACCGGAGCCGAGUUCAUCGCCAAGGACCUGGGCAUGAAGGUGGAGCAGGCGGUUGUCGAGCAGUUGGGGGUUGCCCGUAAGAUUACGAUUUCCAACAACUCCACGACGAUGAUUGCGGAUGCCGCGAGUCGGGAGGAGAUUGAGAUGCGGAUCGCGCAGCUGAAGAAGGAGCUGGCCGAGACGGACAGUGUGUACGACACUGAGAAGCUGUCGGAGCGCAUUGCGAAGCUGUCGGGAGGUGUGGCGGUGAUCAAGGUGGGUGCUGCCACGGAGGCGGAGCUGGAGGACCGCAAGUUGCGAAUUGAGGACGCCAAGAACGCGACCUUCGCGGCGGUGGAGGAGGGCAUCGUGCCGGGGGGCGGGGCGGCGCUGCUGCACCUUUCCGAGCUGGUCCCCGCGUUCAAGGAGACUCUGACGGACCCGGAGGAGCGCCUGGGUGCCGAUAUCGUGAUGAAGAGCCUGCGGGCGCCCUGCCGCCUCAUUGCCGACAACGCGGGAGUGGAGGGGGAGGUCAUUGUGCAGAGGCUGCUGGGGAAGCCGUUCGAGGUUGGCUACAACGCCAUGAUCGACAAGAUCGAGAACCUCCUGGACGCCGGAGUGAUCGACCCGGCCAAGGUGACCCGCAACGGGCUGCUCAACUCCGUGUCCAUUGCGGGCAUCAUGCUCACCACGCAGGCGGUUAUGGUUGAGAAGUCCAAGCCGUCCGACGUGCCAGGCGGCAUGACGGCGUCGGGCAUGCCUUCUGGAAUGACCAUCUAGACAGCGAGCGAGGGGCCUGCCGGUGUGGGAUGGUGAACUCUCCUGCCGACCGCACCGCUGCCCGGCUGACGGCCCCGCGGUUCGAGGAGGCCCCCUCCCGCCAAUGUGGGCGGAUGGGCGGUCGCGUGUGGCGGUGACGGUGGCGGAACCCAUCUUCCUUGUCCACCCGGUGGAGGAACCCCGGGACCAGGUGGCUCACACACAUACAUACGCACCGUGGGUUACCACCCGCUGUAGGGGCGGGUGAGGGGGGGGUCGGUAGUGUAUGUGUGUGUAUUGGGGGGGUUAUACUCCACUGGGGUUACGAAACGGAGGGGGACUGCACUGAAGAUUCUAGGGGAAAACGACUGGGGGGAUGGAGGGAUGGGCGACGAGAUUGGUGCACGUGCGGUCUGUCUGUCUUUAGUAUAGAGUUUACUAACGGACUAACUAUCGGGAAGAGACCAGUCGUCCGUGGACGGGAGGGAUUCGAGCUUGCGUGUGUGUGCGAGAGUGAAGAGGGGCGUAUGGAAGCUGGGGAGGCGAUGCAAGAGCGGGGAGCUGUGGCAGUGUGACUCGGGAGGGGGGGAGUCGUGCGUCAGCUUCGGCCUUGUUGGUGUUCGAUUGUGGUCUCCCGCCUCUCUUCGGGAGUUUCUUGACGACCUAGCCAGCCAUGGAUUGUAGGGGGUCUCUGGUGCUGCGGUUGAGUGGUCGCUUUGCGGUUGGUGUAUAACCAGGUGAGGCACCUGGUGGUGGUCGUGGUGGUGGGAAGAGGCGCUGCAGUCCCGAUACUGUCCCGCGCCAGACGGGGAGGGAGUGCGGGUAACGAUGUGUGCAUUGCCGGUACGACGUACGAGGUGUGAUGGUUGGAAUGAUGGGGGAGGGAGGUUUGUCCCCGGGAGGAUGACUACAGACUUUGGGGGUGUAGGCGGGUGGGAAUGUGUUGCUGUACACAGGUUAUAAUCAUCCGAUGUUUCAUCAGUGCCGUAACUGACAGACUGAUUGUUUACUUUUCCCCCUAGUACUGCUCCUGUUGAGCAUGUGCGUCACAGGCUGUAUGUGCUUCAUUUGCCUUUCCGUCAGCAGCGUCAGCUGAUUGUCCAUGAAAGCCACAAACGCGAUUAGUGGUAUCUGACCUUGCGGCCCUUCAGCCGCCUACUGGACUGCAGCGUGAACAGUUAGGUCUUGCGCAACACAGCAACGUUUCAACAACGCAGCAGCUCAAUGUGCACCCACAUGGUAUGGGAGCCCAUAGACUUCUGGCGGGGUGUUCGGUGCAAGGGAACCGCUAACCGCGAGGAUUCCGUGUUGGAAUGUGCAAAUAUGCGGUGACUUGGGGGCAUUACAACAACAGGUAAAUUGCAGUUGGUGAUAGGAGAUAAGUUGGAAAGUGAUUUGGAUGAUGUACGUGCGUGACAGUAAUGGGGUGUGAGAACAUCGGUAUGCGCAGCAUCCUCUAGCAGCGCAAAGUUCCUUGACUAGCACUAAUGGCAGGUCGACAGGGGUGUUGAGCAAAUCAGGGACCGUACUGAAUGUAAGUGAAAUUGCUC